AUGGAUAUCCAGGUGGCUGUGUGGUUCUUCUACUGCUUUCUGCUCCCUGCGGUCCUACUAACAGCCUGCCUGUUUCGCUACAAUGUCCUGUCGCUGGUCUACUUCCUGUACCUGCUGCUGCUGCCAUGGUUCCUCUGCCCAAACAAGCACACUAUCAAAGGCCACACUGGACGUUUUAUCUUGGCUGUUUUCUGCACGUCGCUCCUGUUUGUGCUGGGUCACAUCUGCUUCCAAACUGUGCUGUUCACCUUCCCGCCUCUGGACACAGCACUCGGGGACAAUUGCUCUCAAUGGGAAGCGAUCAGCCGGCAGAUUGGCGUGUCAAGGCUGCCGCUGCAGGAGCCCUGGACCGUGGCCCGGCUCCUCUGUCCUGACCUGGCCGUGUGUCUGGUCUCCUUGGUAACAAGCGUUCUGUGUCAUCGGUUGGUGAAGAACAGGCGGACGGUGGCGGCCGCGAACAUCACGUCUCUGGAUCCUCUGACUGACACUCACUCCGACGUGGAUGACAGUGAAGCGGAGGAGGCUGAGGAGGGGCUGUCGGAGGAUGAAGAUCAUCAGGAUCGCUCUGUUGCUGAUGACCCGGACGAGGAAGUGUCCGCUGGAACCCGAGCUAAGCAGCUGGCGGAGCGUCUCAAAUCAACAGCCUGCAGAGUGCUCCGUGACCUGGGUCGCAUCCUGGCUAUCAGCCUGCUGGCUCUGGCUGGUAUCACUCUGCCCUCAGCCUUCUCAGCCAUCUACUUCCUCCUCUUCAUCGGGGUGUGCACAUGGUGGGCUUGCCAUCUUCCCAUCAGCCACUUGGGCUUCAAUGCGCUGUGCGUGAUGGUGGGCUUCUUCACGGCGGGUCACAUGGUGUGUCUCUACGUUUACCAGAGUUCCUUGUCCCAGGCCGUGUUCCCUCCCAGCAGCCUGUGGGCCCGACUGUUUGGCUUGAAGGACAUCAUUAUACCUGGAAACUGCUCCUCUCCGUUUGAGCUCCGCCUAAAUUCAGAACAUGACUGGCCUGUGUAUGCCAACCCUGGGGUCCUCUUCCUCCUCUACGUCACCAUUACCACCGUUCUUAAGACGGGCUACAUCAGAGCGUCUAAGGAGGAAGAGCAAAAACCGGGGCCGCAGGCGGAUUCUCCAGAGAAUGAAGAGAUGACAGAGUUCAGAACGUGGACAGGAAGCAGUGAUGGCUGUCGAGAUGACACUCAGCUCAUGCUGUUGUCCAUGGGAAACGAAGGGCCCAAAGACGUAGCACUGGCCUCAGAGGAGAACACAGAACUUGGUGCAGAAGCUGCCCCUAGUGGUGGAAAAAGUGAGAGUCCAUUGUUUAUGCUUGGAAGGGUGGUGAUGCAGCAGAGCUAUGUUUGUGCUCUGAUCGCUAUGAUGGUGUGGAGCAUUACGUACCACAGCUGGCUCACCUUUGUGCUGCUGCUCUGGGCUUGUCUCAUCUGGAUCCUGCGAGCCAGGCGCCAUGCGGCCACCCUGUGCUCCCCAUUCAUCCUGCUCUAUGGAUUGGCCCUGUGCUGUCUACAGUAUGUCUGGGCCAUGGAGCUCCAGCCCGAGCUUCCAUCCACUGUGGGGAACAUGAGUCUACGGCAGCUGGGUCUGGAGCAGGCGCAGUUCCCCUGUCUAAGGCUCGGAGCUCUGCUUCUUUUCACCCUGACCUUCUGGCUGCUGUUGCGGCAGUCAGUGAAGGAAAACUUUAGCCGGAAAAGGAGCAUGAUGGCCUCACUACAGGAAGUCACUACAGGAGAACAAGGUCCUGGCAAUGAGUCUGUGCUUAAAGUCCUGGGGGGUAUGGUCAUGUGCUGUUAUGCCAAAUACUGGAUCUAUGUGUGUGGAGGGAUGUUCAUCAUGGUGUCCUUUGCUGGAAAACUGGUGGGCUACAAGAUAGUCUACAUGCUGCUGUUCCUGCUCUGCCUCUGUCUUUACCAGGUUUACUACUCUCUGUGGCGGCGACUGCUGAAGAUUUUCUGGUGGCUUGUGGUCGCAUACACCAUGCUGGUGCUGAUUGCUAUCUACACAUUUCAGUUUGAGGACUUUCCCGGUUACUGGAUGAACUUCACUGGUUUCACAGAGGAACAGCUGGCAGCAGUGGGACUGGAGACCUUUGCCCUUUCAGAACUCUUCAGCAGUAUCCUCAUCCCAGGCUUCUUCCUUUUGGCCUGUAUUCUGCAGCUACACUAUUUCCACACCCCCUUCAUGAAGAUCACUGACCUGGAGAACGUCACUCCUAAACGCAGAAAGAAAAGUGAGACGACUGGGGCGUGUUGCACAGAUGAAGCAGCAGGAGUCUUUGAGGAGGAUGACGAGAAUCUGGAAAUUGAGUCUGAAGUGGCUCUGACGCCCAGUAAAUGGGGCCUGGUCAUGGACAGACUGCUGGUGCUCUCCAGGAAGUUCUCUGAUAUCCUCACUAAAAUCCAGGGGUUUCUGUGGCGGCUGUUGGAGCUACACAUCAUCAAAAUGGUGGCUUUCUUCUCUGUCUGGGUGUCUCUGGAAGAGCCGUCUGUGAUGAACCUGGUGCUCGUGGUGCUCUGGUCUCUCGCUCUCCCCUACAGCCGCUUCAGACACAUGGCCUCCUGUCUCUCCACUGUCUGGGUGUGUGUCAUUAUCAUGUGCAAGAUGCUGUACCAGCUCAGUGUGGUCAACCCAGCUGAGUAUUCCAGCAACUGUACCAAGCCCUUGACCAAUGAGACCAACCUUUUAGAAGCGGAAAUGUGGAAUUCCACUCUGUACAAGCCUGUAGACCCUGCGAGAUGGUUUGGGAUCAGAAAAGAGGCGACGGUUUUGGGCUAUAGCAAGAAUCACCUGAUUGUCUUGAUGCUGCUAGUUUUUGAGGCCACAAUCUACCGCCACCAGAUCCACCACUACAAGCAGCUGCAGAAGUCUCCUCCCACCAUCCCGGCUCUGUUCCCCACAGCCACACGCGACACGCUGGACCAGGGCCUAGUCCCCUGCAUCAAAUAUCUGCUGAACUAUACCUUCUAUAAGUUUGGACUGGAGAUCUGCUUUCUGAUGACAGUCAAUGUGAUUGGCCAACGGAUGAACUUUCUGGUGAUCAUUCAUGGCUGCUGGUUGGUAGCCAUCUUAGUGAGACGUCGACGAGCAGCCAUUGCUCAGUUAUGGCCGCGUUACUGUCUCUUCCUGUCCGUCUUCAUGAUAUACCAGUACUUAUUGUGUGUGGGAAUGCCCCCUGCUUUAUGCCUGGAUUACCCCUGGAGAUGGAAUACUCCGGUGCUCAUGAACUCUGCUCUGAUCAAAUGGAUGUACCUCCCGGACUUCUACACUGUACCCAACUCAAAGAACCUCAUAGCUGACUUUGUGCUGCUCAUGUGUGCGUCGCAGCAAUGGAAGGUGUUUGAGGAUGAGCAUGUGGAGGAGUGGAUGGUCUUGGCUGGGGAGAACACUGAUGAUGCUAACCCCAUGGAAGGGCGCCUGUUCAACCCAGCACCAAACUUUAUCAACUGCAGGAGUUAUCUGGACAUGGCCAAAGUGCUGGUGUUCCGCUACUUCUAUUGGUUUGUUCUGGCUGUGGUGUUUGUCACUGGAGCCACUCGGAUAUCAGCUUUUGGACUGGGUUACCUUCUGGCCUGUUUCUUUUUCCUUCUCUUUGGAACAAAGCUGCUGCUGAAGCAGUCGCGGACUCGUCUCACUUUGUGGGACUGCCUCAUCAUUUAUAAUGUUGCAGUCAUUAUAUCCAAAAACAUGCUUUCUAUUCUGGCCUGUGUGUUUGUCUUUGAGAUGCAGAAAUCCUUCUGUUGGGUUAUCCAGCUCUUCAGCCUCGUCUGCACAGUUAAAGGCUACUAUGACCCUAGUGCAGUUGAGGAUCGGAGCUGCACCCUGCCUGUGGAGGAGGCUGGGAUCAUCUGGGAUGGGAUCUGUUUUCUGUGCCUUCUGCUGCAGCGGAGAGUCUUCCUCAGCUUCUACUUCCUCCAUGUAACCACGGAGCUCCAGGCCUCAGCCCGACAAGCAUCAAGAGGAUUUGAGCUGUUUAAGGCCAGCAUCAUUAAGAACAUUAAACACCACCAGCAACUGGAGCAGAAGUCUUUGUCUCAGCUCAAGAGAUCGAUGCAGCGUAUUCGAUCCAAGCAGCAAAAGUACAGAGAUGGACACAAAACACACAAGCAACCAGACAACAUUGAAGAAAUCCAAAAGGAGGAAAAUAUAUCCAGUAAGAAGAACUGGUACCAGCCAUGGUUGGACCACGCCAAAGUGCUCCACUCCGGGGACUACUACCUCUUUGAAUCAGACAGUGAGGAUGAAGAGGAGCAACAGGCCGAUGAGCAGAAGCCCAAAAAGCAAACAGCCUGCCAGUUGGCGUACCAAGCCUGGGUGAGCAGUGUGAAGGAAGCUCUGAGAGAUCGACAGAGGAGACAGAGGCAGAUGAGGCAAAUGGAGAAGGCAGCAGUGCAACAGCCACACACUGACACUGGGGGUGCAGACAAUGAUGUGUUUGAGGAGCCUGCUGAGCGGGACGGCAGCGAGGAGCCGGAGGAGAAAGACUCUGGACAUGGAGAGAUGGUUCAGAGAAUCCUGGACCUUCUUCGCUUUCUUUGGGCCAUAGUCCUAGCCAUGGUGGAUGGCCUGACACAGUGGCUCAACCUUCUGACCAAACAGUACAGAGAAACAUCCACAGUACUGGGCAACGAGCGCUACUACAUGAUCCACAAGAUAAAACAGCAGCAGAACGGAGCCUCCACAGAUGACCUUCACUCCCAGGGCAGUGGCAGUCACACUCUGGAGACUUGUCUGGACGACACUGAGGCUGACAAUUCCAGAUACAGUUGCCUGGAUGUAGUGGACGUGGACAGUCAGGGGGUCCCAGGCCAGUCGACCCCCAGGCCCCUGCUGGCGAGCGCUACCAAUCUACUGAAUCCAGAGCUUCAAGACAACAGCCUGGAGCUGCUCCCAGAUCUACCCAAACAGCAGCGACACUCCAGGACAGCGAGUGAGCUGCUGGGAGAAAGACAGUUUUAUGUGGAGGAGCUGGAACAGAGCCGGGACUUCUACAACAGUCAGAACCGUCUGCUGAAGCUUCUGUUCGCACUCUACAACCUGCUGGCUGCAAACUCUGAGCUGGUGUGCUACCUCAUCAUUGUCCUGAACAAUGUGGUGAGUGCGUCGGUCAUCUCCUUGGUGCUGCCCAUCCUGGUGUUCCUGUGGGCCAUGCUCUCCGUGCCCAGACCCACCAAACGCUUCUGGAUGACCGCCAUUGUCUAUACCGAGGUGAUGGUGGUGGUCAAGUACCUGUUUCAGUUUGGGUUUUUCCCCUGGAACAGUGUGUAUGAGAUGACCCUGAACGAGGACAAGCCGUUCUUCACACCUCGCAUCCUAGGCCUGGAGAAGUCCGACAACUACAUCAAAUACGACCUGCUGCAGCUGCUGGUCCUGUUCUUCCACAGAUCUCUGCUCAUGCGUUAUGGUUUGUGGGACCACGAGGGGCCCAUCAAAGAGAAGCCCUCCCCUCAGAGCAGCACUGAUGAUGGCAAAAUUGCAGAUGUGUGUGAAGAUGCCACAAAGCAGGAGACUCAAGAGGAGCUGAUCAUCACAGAGCAGGACCCAGUGGAGUAUCCAGAGUCCAGGAGUGACACACCAGCCCCCGCAUCGCCUCCUGUUGUGAAUUCAGAUACUACAGCAUCUGUGGAUGAGCAGGAAUCCACAAGCUUUGACUCCACAAAUCUCCAGGAUAGAACACAGAGCACCAACCCGGGACCAAAGAAGAGCAUCAUGCGCUUUCGCAAAAAGAAAGCAAAAAAAGAUCAGAAGACAGGUCCAGCUGCGGCCUCCGAGGGGGAAACACCAGAACCUGAAGAUCCAGAGAGAGAGAAUAAAAAUCCAGAGAAGAAGAAGAAGAAGAAAAGUAAAAGAAGAGAAGCUGCCCAACAGCGGCUGGUGGCGGUGGGACAGAAGCUCAAAGAUGUGUAUUUAUCGAGUGUACAGGCCGUGUACCAGCCCACACAAAGCUUCUUCAAUGACAUAGUGCACGCAGAGUAUCGAGCUGCUACUGACGUCUACGCCCUCAUGUUCCUCACUGAUGUUAUCGACUUCAUCAUCAUUGUCUUUGGCUUCUGGGCCUUUGGGAAACACAGUGCGGCUGCGGACAUCGCCUCCUCUCUGUCGGAGGACCAAGUCCCUGAGGCCUUCCUGGUGAUGCUGCUCAUUCAGUUUAGCACCAUGAUUAUUGAUCGGGCGCUGUACCUGCGCAAAGCUGUUCUGGGAAAACUCAUCUUCCAGGUCAUCCUGGUGUUUGGGAUCCACAUCUGGAUGUUCUUCAUUCUGCCUGCAGUCACAGAGAGGAAGUUCAAUCAGAACUUUGUGGCCCAGCUCUGGUAUUUUGUCAAGUGUGUGUACUUUGGCUUGUCAGCCUACCAGAUCCGCUGUGGCUAUCCAACACGUAUCCUGGGCAACUUCCUGACCAAGAAGUACAACCACCUCAACCUGUUCCUCUUCCAGGGAUUUCGACUGGUGCCGUUCCUGGUGGAGCUGCGGGCUGUGAUGGACUGGGUUUGGACUGACACAACUUUGUCGCUGUCCAACUGGAUGUGUGUGGAAGACAUCUACGCCAAUAUCUUCAUCAUCAAGUGUAGCCGUGAGACUGAAAAAAAAUAUCCCCAGCCAAAAGGACAAAAGAAGAAGAAAAUUGUCAAAUAUGGGAUGGGCGGUCUCAUCAUCUUUUUCCUAAUUUGUAUAAUUUGGUUCCCAUUGCUCUUUAUCUCAUUGGUCAGAUCCGUAGUGGGUGUGGUCAACCAUCCCAUUGAUGUCACUGUAACAGUUAAGCUUGGAGGCUAUGAGCCUCUGUUCACCAUGAGUGUUCAGCAGCAGUCUAUAAAGCCUUACUCUGAGGCUGAUUAUAAUCUCCUCACAAGGACAUUUGGCGAUAAUGCGGUGGCGAUGCAGUUCAUCACCCUGUAUAAUUCCGAGGACAUAGUGACAGCCAUGAUUGAGGGCAGCUCUGGCUCCGUGUGGAGGAUCAGCCCCCCCAGUCGACAGGAGCUCAUCAAGGAGCUGCUGGAGAGUCAAGUGGACCUGACGCUGAGGCUGGCCUGGACCUUCCAGAGAGAUUUGGGAAAAGGUGGGACUGUGGAGCACACCUUUGACAAACACUCAAUCGAUUUGGAGCCAGGGAGUCUGGUCCGGUCGGACUUGGCCUCUCUGCUCGUGGGCAACCGCACCAAACCAGUACUCGUGCCGCACAUGUUUCCAAACUACAUCCGAGCCCCAAAUGGAGCAGAAGCCAAACCUGUCAGUCAACUGUUUGAAGAAGGUGAAAAGGGCUACAUGAACAUCACCCUGUCGCUCAUGAGUGAUAAGUCCCUGAAGGCCAGUGGGACUCAGGAGUGGUGGGACAUUGCCAUCGCAGACUGUCCGCCCCCCUCCUGUGGAGUUCUGCCCAUGGUGGUCUUUAACGACAAAGUCAGCCCCCCCAGCCUGGGCUUCCUGGCUGGAUAUGGGAUUAUGGGCCUCUAUGUGUCCGUGGUGUUAGUGAUCGGAAAGUUUGUACGUGGAUUCUUCAGUGAGAUUUCUCACUCGAUCAUGUUUGAGGAGCUUCCGUGUGUGGACCGCAUCCUGAAGUUAUGCACAGACAUAUUUCUGGUGCGGGAGACGGGAGAGUUGGAGCUCGAGGAGGAACUGUACUCUAAAAUCAUCUUCCUUUAUCGCUCUCCAGAGACUAUGAUCAAAUGGACCCGGGACACUCUGAGUUCUAACCCAGAGAGGCGCUGA
Messenger RNA from Knipowitschia caucasica, 7707 nucleotides. The record is from the annotation of a GenBank genome assembly. Lineage: Eukaryota; Metazoa; Chordata; Actinopteri; Gobiiformes; Gobiidae.